AUGACUGCGAGCAAUUACGCACAGAAGCUAAACCGCAAGUACGGCCUCCUCUUUACAGCUGGGCCGCUGUCCACAUCCGCAACUGUGCGGGCCGCGCAGCUGGACGACUACGGCAGCCGUGACGCGGAUUUUCUCGCCGCCGUCGCAGAGGUGCGGCGCAGCGUACUGCGAAUCGGCGAGGCCCCGGAGGCGGAUUGGGCCUGCGUGCCGAUUCAGGGCUCUGGUACAAUGGGCAUUGAGGCAGUGAUCAACACAAUCAUCCCACCGAGGGAUGCGGGCGCCUUUAUAGUGCUGCGCAACGGUGCCUACUCUUACCGCAUGGCCUCCAUCGUGAAGAAGCGUGGUGGUACUGAGUUGGCCGUGUUCGACACGGAGGAGGGCGCUGACGUGGACGUUGCGGCGUUCGAAAAGCAGCUCUGCUCCAUAAAAGGGCCACUUGCGGCUGUUGGUAUUGUCCACUGCGAGACGAGCACAGGCAUGUUCAACCCCGUUCACGAGGUGUGCGAAAUUGUGCGCCGCCAUCGCCCGGAGGCCACCGUCUUCGUGGACGCGAUGAGUUCGUUCGGCGCCGUUGAGUUCCGUGUACCGGAUGUGUGCGACGUGCUAGUGACGUCCGCGAACAAGUGCCUUCAAGGCGUCCCCGGCUUCUCCCUUGUGGUGGCGCGACGCGCGCUGCUGGAGCGGUGCCGCGGUUGCUCGCCGAGCUUCACACUUGACGUGACGAGCCAGUGGGAUGGCCUCGAGAAUAGCGGUGGACAGUUCAACCAGACACCACCGGUGCAGGCGAUUGUGGCGCUGCAGCAGGCAUUGCGGGAACACGCAGACGAGGGCGGCGUUGCCGCGCGCGCAGAACGCUACAGGGAGAUGAACCGCUACAUCGUCAACCGCAUGACGGGUGAAUAUGGAUUUGAGCUCUUCCUUGACGACACGAAGCCGUCGUAUGGCUACACCAUCACUGCCUUCCACAGCCCACGGGCGGUCAACUGGGAUUUUAACAUGUUCUACAAUGAGCUGAAAGACGAGGGCUUUGUGAUAUAUCCCGGAAAGGCAUCAUUCGCCGAUACAUUCCGUAUCGGGACACUUGGGGAUAUUCACAUGCCAGAUUGCGUUGCGCUAAUGGAUGCCGUGGGAAGAGUUCUGGCGCGAAUGAACGUCACGCUUAAGGGUAGUAUCAGGUGA
Messenger RNA from Trypanosoma grayi, 1179 nucleotides. Its product is annotated as putative 2-aminoethylphosphonate:pyruvateaminotransferase- likeprotein,putative. Lineage: Eukaryota; Euglenozoa; Kinetoplastea; Trypanosomatida; Trypanosomatidae. Gene Ontology annotation, molecular function: 2-aminoethylphosphonate:pyruvate transaminase activity. The record is from RefSeq and is a predicted model, not a curated record. Gene Ontology annotation, biological process: organic phosphonate catabolic process. The transcript has a single exon. Bases 1 to 1179 code for a protein of 392 amino acids.